Nipponia nippon (crested ibis) is the source of this 2205-nucleotide messenger RNA. RefSeq names its product SRY-box transcription factor 3. NCBI's taxonomy places the organism in Eukaryota, Metazoa, Chordata, Aves, Pelecaniformes, Threskiornithidae. The record is from RefSeq and is a predicted model, not a curated record. Gene Ontology annotation, cellular component: nucleus. Gene Ontology annotation, molecular function: DNA-binding transcription activator activity, RNA polymerase II-specific; RNA polymerase II cis-regulatory region sequence-specific DNA binding. Gene Ontology annotation, biological process: neuron differentiation; negative regulation of transcription by RNA polymerase II; brain development.
AUGCUCCCCCGCCCCUGCCCGCCCCGAUUAUUGCGCUGGCUGGGUCGUCUCCUGCCUUCUGCCCCUUCCCUACUUUACAGCAGCUCCGCAGGCUCCGUCCCUUUCCCGGGACGGGCAGGACCGAGGAGCAGGCGGAGGCUUGAAUUCGCUUGUGGCUGCCGAGGGGGUGGUGGGAUCGGACCUUUUAAAGCGCUCUGCAGACAAAAACCCCACCACGACACCGUGCUGUUUCCAGAGUACCACCAGUGCCGUUUUCAGCCGGCUCGUUUGGCUCCCGCCACCGCCCCCCGCCCCGCUGACGCCCCCCGGCCCCGCACGGAGCCCCCUCCCUCCGCAGCGCAGCGGCUCGGGGCUGGCGGCACCGGCUGGGGCUGCGCCUCCGAGUCCAGCCUGGAGCCCUGCGCUGGAGGUGUCCGCUCCCGCUGUACCGAUUACCGGCUUUACCCCCGCGGUCCGCUCUUCGGGGCAACACCAACGGCUGCCAAGCCGGGGGAGCUACGGCGGCAGCAUCCCUCCUCGCCGGGCCCCUCAGUAUGGGACGUGAUGACCAGACACGUCCCUACCUCAAGCCCGCCGACCCUCCCCUACGCUCCGCACGCCCCCUGGGCAGUUUGCUCCGAGCUACACCGGCCGAGCUGCCCACCUCCUCCGGCACCGGGGUUCUCCCAGCGCCGCUCCGAGCGGACUCCAGGCUCGGUUUGCCUCUCCUCCCUCAGCGCGCCCCGGCCAGGAGAACCGUCCGGCUUCCCCGGACGGAGCUGGAGCGGGGCGCAGGGGGAGGAGGAGGAAGAGCAGGGACAGGGCAGCGCGCCCCGUCUCCCCCCGGCCCCGCAGCGGCAGGGUGAAGCGGGCUGGGCAGCUCUGUGCCCGCGGUGCCUUCAGGGAGCUGCCAGCCCUGUCCGUGCAGCCGCGGGGGCCGGCGGGGCCAGCAACGGAGCGGGAGCCGGCUCGGACCAGGACCGGGUGAAGCGCCCCAUGAACGCCUUCAUGGUGUGGUCGCGGGGCCAGCGGCGGAAGAUGGCCCAGGAGAACCCCAAGAUGCACAACUCGGAGAUCAGCAAGCGCCUCGGGGCCGACUGGAAGCUGCUGAGCGACGCAGAGAAGCGGCCCUUCAUCGACGAGGCCAAGCGGCUGCGGGCCGUGCACAUGAAGGAGUAUCCGGAUUACAAAUACCGGCCCCGAAGGAAGACCAAGACCUUGCUGAAGAAGGACAAAUACUCGCUGCCCGGCAAUCUGCUGGCCCCGGGUGGGGGCAACGCGGUGAGCAGCCCCGUCGGGGUGGGGCAGAGGAUUGACACUUAUGCCCACAUGAACGGCUGGACCAACGGGGCUUACUCACUGAUGCAAGACCAGCUGGGCUACAGCCAGCACCCGGGCAUGAACAGCCCCCAGCUGCAGCAGAUGCACCGCUACGACAUGACAGGCCUGCAGUACAGCCCCAUGAUGUCCACGGCCCAGACCUACAUGAACGCCGCCUCCACCUACAGCAUGUCCCCCGCUGCCUACGGCCAGCAGCCCUCCACGGCCAUGAGCCUGGGCUCCAUGGGCUCGGUGGUGAAAUCCGAGCCCAGCUCGCCGCCUCCUGCCAUCACUUCCCACUCGCAGAGGGCCUGCCUGGGAGACCUGCGGGAUAUGAUCAGCAUGUACCUGCCCCCGGGGGGGGAUGCCACAGACCCUUCCGCCCUGCAGGGCAGCAGGUUACACAGCGUCCACCAGCACUACCAGAGUGCCGGGACUGGCGUGAAUGGUACCGUACCACUAACUCACAUAUAAACUUGGCUGCUCCGGACGGCUCCCCGUCUUAAUCCCUAACCCCACCACCGUUCCCUGACUACACCGGGACGUACGGCAGUGUUGCUCGGCUUAGCAGACUUAAUACUAACUUUGGAGAAAUUUUAAAAAGGAAAUCCGUUAGUUGUGUCCUUUUUUUGUACAAAAAAAAUAUUCGAGAAAGCUGUUAUUUUAAUAGAUCACACUUCCUGCCUCCUAAAAGCCGCUGUGAAGUUUUUAAAGCACGGCAACUUCUUUCCUUGUUUCUGCUAGGUUGGGCACUGUUUUAUUCGCUUAAAAGUUUUUAAAAGAUCUUGCAUCUUCCAGUUUGAUUUCUAGCCUUGCAAUGACAUAAAAAAAAACCAAACCACCAAACCGGCGGGCUUUUGUUUUUAAACUCAGUUGUUCACAUUAUCGUUGUGGUUUCUUAAGUGU